AUGGUUCCAAAAAUACUGAAUAAAGAAUUCUGGGAUCAUCUUGCUCUGUUCCCAAAGCUAAAAGGGGAGACAGUUUUAAAUUCGAGCAUUUUCAUAUCACGUUUAUACUGUUUAUGUAAAUUUUAUUUGCGUCUCCGUUUACCACAGGUAGUUCUACUCCAUCGUUCAGAGAACAGUGUCUGAAGUGGCAUAAUGCAUACCGUGAAUUACAUCAGGUAAUUAAAAACAAUCGGGACUUUUCUUGAUCAAAAUCAUGUCACUCCGCUUUCUCACAUCAGACUUUUAAAACAAAACCUAACGCAUGUCCGAGACUGCUUCCCAAAUUUGAAGCGUUUUUUUUUCACGCUUAACAUAUUCGAUACAUCAAUUUGCACGGUCGUUCUAAAGGACAAUAAUUCAUCGCUCCUCCUAAAAAUAUCAAUUUGUUGUCAAGGACCAUUUUGGUUUUAUGAGAUAUUGUAUUGGAUAGUUUAUGUCUUGUGGCUUUUAACGAAAUGAUCUUGGUUUGCAUCUCAUAAAAGACGAUUCCAAAAGCUCUUUUCUUUUUCAUCUUUGAUUUCUUUCGUGCAUUCGCGUCGAAAUCAAACACGCACGUUUUAUGGUAAGCCCAUGGUAAAAUAAAACUGGCGAAAAAUAAUUUAUUUUUUGGUGAUAUGAUUGGUUGAUUGAUACAAAGGAGAAAUCAUCUGUAACUCAUCUAAGAGCUCUUCACGAUGAAGUGUUAACUACCUCAAAGACAUUCCGGUUAAUAUAUUGGCCAAUCAGAACACAUGUAAAUAUCGCACAUAUCUAAAUCUAGAGAACACAAGCGACAUAAAAGUUUCCGAACUCGUGCUGUUAUGAAAAAGUCUCGAUUAAAAUUGGCUUUGCAUCUGCUCAGUUGAGAUGUUGGCACGAGUUCCUUAACCAAUCAUAAAAUGUGUAUGGCAAAGCAAAACCACCCUUUAUAAAAAUUUGCUAAAAUCCGGAUUACUUGACUUGUUCCUAACCUUUAAGCGGCGUGAAAUUGUACACACAAAUUAUAAAAGUCCAGACUAUGCAUAUUCGCCUCCCCAACAGGUGCAGAAUGUGACGUGGAAUGAUACUCUUGCGGCCAAUGCAGAAAAGUGGGCAAACUAUCUGGCAACAAAUAAUCUUUUUGAACAUGCCAAAAAUAUUUGGGAAGGAGAGAAUCUGUACGUGUCCGGCUCCCCUCUGCCUACGGAGCCCUGCACUGAGGCAACGCAACUAUUCUACCGAGAAAUCGACAAUUAUGAUUUCAGCAAGCCUGGAUUCUCUUUGAAAACAGGGCAUUUCACUCAGGUAAUCUUUCAUAAUUUUUUUAAUGCGACGGAUUCUCUGUCUGUCAUUCAUGUGGAAGUCACACGUUUCUAUCCUCAUUCUCCCAGAUUAAUUAAUGAUAAAAACUUUUCUUUUCUUUUUAUUCAUCAAGCAUAUGGACAAUUUUAAAUUUGAAUUUCCUGUUCCCUUUUCCACCCCACAUCACCCAGAACCAAAAUCGGGGCGCCUUCUCACAAAUGAGCCAUUGAAAAUCAGGACCUCUGGAAAAGGACUCGCCAUUAUUUUUUGUCCUAGUUCACAAAUUAAGAAAAUCGAUUUUUUACGUUCUCCUUAUUUGUUUGAAAACUUCCAAAAACCACAACAAUAACACGAGUUUACAUCACAUUUAACCCUUAACACCCUAACAUCAGUAUGCAUAUUCUCCAUACUGUUCUCUAUACAUUUCUGAAGAUACUGACAAGGAGAAUUUAUUUAACAAUCAAGAGUUUUUUAGUUGGUGAUCACUUCCUUUAUUCUUUAUUGAUUCUUAUGACCUUAAUAUUUGAUUCAGGGGGGGGGGUCUCAAUGGGGUUAACUGUUAGCUUUACCCGUUAGGCGUAAAAAUUGACAAAUUUUGAUCGUUAGUAAUUGAAAAUAUUAACCGUAAAAAAAAUUAUAAAUCCAAGCCAAAAAAAAAAAAAAAAAAUAGAAAUAAAACGCACGCUUCAUUAUGGUGCAUCUGGGAUCAAUGUCAGUACCUGGACAACUGUGCACCUACCCCGCAGCCCCCCUUCGCCCAAGAACAGUCAACCUCAGUCAAAUGAUAAGGGUUAAUAUUAGGUUAAGGGAGGGGUAGGAACACAGUUGCUUAGAUCGGCUGCCAUUGAUCCCGCAUCUGUUGGGUCCAACCUUUCGUGGCUUUGCUAUUAGGCCUGUCUCGAUUGUGCUCAUAAAAUGCUGAAAAGUUGCUCACUAGAAUGCCAAAAAAGUUGCUGAAAAAUUGUCAAAAAUCCAAAACGGUUGUUACCAAGAUUUUAAAAAAUGCUGCCUAAAUUUCUUGAUAUUUUUAGAUAAAUGUUAAUUAAAAGGGUUUUUUUUCGUUCUUCACAAUAAUUGCUAACAUCAGCCGAGAACUGAUAGCUCGAAACUGCUUCCAAGAGUUACUCUCCAAUAUGGGCGAAAUUUAAGGAUACUCUUAAAUCUAACGGGAAAACGCAAAUGGUUCAUUUUUGUUUAAGAGGCUGGUAACCAUUCAGGAGUUUUGCAUAAAUUGAUCUUUUUUUAUGAGAGCGUUGAAUUUUUCGAGCUUGAUAUGUGCUCAAAACCUCUGUUUUGCCCAAAAAUUGUGCAAAAAAGGCAAAAAUUGUUCGAGGUCACUAGAACCGCAAAAAAUUGCUCCAAAAGCCAAAAGUUGCUCAAAAGUUGCCGAGCACAAUCAGGACAGCCCUACUUGUAGUACAUCAUCUAAGCUUUCUGUUCUUCAUUUUUUCAGGUCGUAUGGAAAAACACCAAAGAGAUUGGAGCAGCAAAGAGAAUCAGAAAUGAUAGCAGGCUUGUGGUUGUGAUUCGGUAUUUCCCCCCCGGAAACUUGAUAAGCGGGAAGGAAGCUUUCAAGAAGAAUGUGCUUCCAAUACCUGAGAGGGGGAGGAGUGGGGCGUUUGAAAUGCGUGCUUCUUUGGCAUUAACUGGUUUUGUUUUCAUUGUUGGAACUUGCUGUCAAUUUCUUUUCUAA
Messenger RNA from Pocillopora meandrina, 2992 nucleotides. Lineage: Eukaryota; Metazoa; Cnidaria; Anthozoa; Scleractinia; Pocilloporidae. The record is from the annotation of a GenBank genome assembly.